Hyaloscypha bicolor E is the source of this 687-nucleotide messenger RNA. RefSeq lists its product as uncharacterized. Bases 1 to 687 code for a protein of 228 amino acids. The transcript is spliced from 2 exons. Gene Ontology annotation, biological process: vacuolar proton-transporting V-type ATPase complex assembly. Gene Ontology annotation, cellular component: Vma12-Vma22 assembly complex; extrinsic component of endoplasmic reticulum membrane. Lineage: Eukaryota; Fungi; Ascomycota; Leotiomycetes; Helotiales; Hyaloscyphaceae. The record is from RefSeq and is a predicted model, not a curated record.
AUGGCCUCUUCUCCAAUCGAUGCCACUCGUAUCCGGCUCCUCUCCGAGGAGAUCGACCACCUAUUAGAACACUACCUUCAGCUGCUGCACCAAUACGACACAUUACGUAGCUCUCUGUCUACUGUGCAAGCUUCGAUCCAGCAGAACAUCGCGCGAGCAAACUUCGAUGCGCAGAGGGGUGUACGGUAUGGACAGGACUGCUACGAUCAGCGCAUGCAGGCUGCACGAGGAUGCCGUGUGACCAGCGGACCCGAAGGCACCGCAUUCUCAGUCGUUGAGCUCUCAACACUGGGCAAGGAUGGGUCGGCUGCUUCCGAGGGCACGCACAAAGACAAUGCAGGUCCACAGAAGACGGGAAUAUCUGCAGCGGACGAGAUUCCAGAUGGAGAUACGAAGACUGUAGGAGAGGAGGACGAGCAGAAUGGGGAUGCGGAAAGGGAGAAGAAGACAACCAAGUCAAAGGACCCGGUCCGCAUGUUCGGCAUCCUGACACCACAGGCGUUGAGGCUGGCUCAAGGAGGGGCUAUCAAGAUGGUUGAAGAGGUUAUACCGAAGCUUGCAUCGAUAGAUGCAGAGAUGAAAGAGGUCGAGAUCAAGAUCCGGCGGGCGAGGAAACAACGAGUGAAAGCGGAGGCUGCGGAGAAGACGGUGGUGGGAGAGAGGAGGGAGGAGGGAGUUGUGUCUUGA